Messenger RNA from Moesziomyces antarcticus, 2460 nucleotides. RefSeq lists its product as uncharacterized. Bases 1 to 2460 code for a protein of 819 amino acids. The record is from RefSeq and is a predicted model, not a curated record. Lineage: Eukaryota; Fungi; Basidiomycota; Ustilaginomycetes; Ustilaginales; Ustilaginaceae. Gene Ontology annotation, cellular component: nucleus. The transcript has a single exon. Gene Ontology annotation, molecular function: cis-regulatory region sequence-specific DNA binding.
AUGCAGAUCACUCUGUUGUCCCGUUCCGAAGCUGCUGAUAGCCAGCACGAAUCUCCCGCAUCAGCCCACGCCAACUCUACGCAUACCCAGCAUAUCUCCCUUGUACCCUCGGUCACCAUGGACAACGCCGACGACCACGACGAACACGCCACAAUGACCAUCAACGUCGAAGAAACCAAUCGCAAGUACGCCUCCAUCUCUCCAGCUGCCAACGCCCUCAAGCGUCUCGCCGCCGACUCCGACUCGGCUUCCAACAACGAUUCCCUCACCGACGGCACCGCCUCCAUGCCCUCCACAGAGCCUUCCACCACCCCAGACGAGGUCAGCAGCUCCUCCAGUGGCAUAUCCGCCGCUAGGAGGAACGCAAAGCGCGCACGAACCGACUCGGCAGCUCCUCUCCAACAUGCACGCGAGCGCGUUCAGCUGCCUCACCCUCUCGGCAUCAAGCCACUCGGCAACGCUUUCCUCUCGGAUCGCAACGAUCGCAUCCCUUCGCUCGGCCUCUUUGCGCGCUUCGACGACGACUUUCUGCUCAACUUCAUCACCAGCUCCCUUGCCCAAGACCCCGCCACGCUCGCCAAGCUCGAAGCCGUCAGUCACGCCUUCUACACUUUCAUCAACGCCACCAACUCGGUCUGGCGCGAAGCCUUUUUGCUCGCUUUCAACGGCAAGAUGAAGCGCUGGUGCGGCAGCUGGAAGCGCACCUUCAUCUGGCACCACAAGCUCAGCCGAGCCGUCUUUGACGACAAGGCGCGCGACUCCAUGGACGGUUCCGCCUUUGCGCUGCUCGACCCGCCCGCACCCAGGAUUCAGUCGCCCUACCUCUUCUCAGACACCCUCUACCACCCCUUCCGCCUCGCCACUGCUCCUUUGGACCACCUCGUCGCUCCCGCAUGCCGUCUCUACAACCCCAUCCCAAAGAUCGACCUUGCAGAGCCGGGUUCCAUCGCCGAGUUCAAGCUUAAAUUCGCCUAUGCCAACAGGCCUGCCAUCGUACAGAAUGCCAUGCCGCCCAAGGACUGGCCCUGUCGUGAGUGGUCGCUCGACAAGCUUGCGCAGCGCUGGCCCAACCGAUUCUUCCAGUGCGAGGCCGUGCGCUCACGCCUGCCCACCUACUUUAGCUACUCGCGCGGCAUGCAGCACCUCCACGAACAGACGUGGCAGCAGCUGCUCGAAGACGCCGACGGCAACCCGGAUGCAGCCGGCCGGCGAGACUCGGCGACCGUCUCCAACGAUGGCACAUCCUCCGCAGACGGCACCGACAGCCCGCGCGAUCGCACCGCGCUCCCGCUCCAGAAUACCCCGUACACGAUCACACGCGCUGGCACGCAGCUGUACUCUGCCGUCGCCGACGAGGGCGACUCGACGUUCGACCCGUACGCCGUGCCGGACGAGUCGCCCUUCUACCUGUUUGACGCGUCGUUUGCCGACGACCCGCAUGCGUCGCUCGAGUGGCGCGUGCCCAAGUUCUUCCAGCAGAUCUCCACCACCGCCGCCGACGCACGAGCUGACCAUGAUGCGUCGGCCGUGCGCUCCGACCUCUUCUCGCUGCUCGGCCGGCUGCGCCCCGAUCACCGCUGGAUCAUCGCCGGGCCCGCACGCAGCGGCAGUGGCUGGCACAAGGACCCCAACGCCACCUCGGCGUGGAACGCGGUGUUGACGGGUCGCAAGGCGUGGAUGAUGCUGCCGCCGCACGUUACGCCGCCCGGUGUGUUUGUGAGCGACGACGAGGCCGAGGUGACGGCGCCGCUCAGCAUCGCCGAGUGGCUGCUCGAGUUUGCGCACGAGACGCGCAGGCUGUACGGCCCCUCGGCGGCGCGCGCAGAGGAGAGGCUGCUGGUCGAGGGCGUGUGCGAGGAGGGCGAGGUGCUGUACGUGCCCAGCGGCUGGUGGCAUCUGGUGAUCAACCUCGAAGAGUCGGUGGCGCUCACGCAGAACUUUGUCUCGCCGCCCGAACUGGCCACCGUGCUCGACUUUAUGAAGAACAAGCCCGACCAGCUUUCGGGCUUCAAGCGCACGCAGCUGGACGGGCCGGCCGAGGCGGGCGCGGUGGCGCUUGCGCCGGGACGACAGGCGGCGUCGAUCGGACAAUCGGUCGCGGGCGCGCAACAGACGCAGGCGGACGAGGCGGACGACGACUGCGACGGCGCGACGUUUGAUGUAUUUGCGCUCUUCGCCGACCGGCUGCAGCGCUUCGACGGCGCGCUGCUCGACGAAGCACUCGCCAAGGUCGAGCAGACCGAGCAGACGCGCAAGGCGAUGUGUCUCGCGAGGCGCGUGGCGCCCGCGCCCAGGACGGCGGCGCGCCGGCCGAAUGCCGGCCCGACGUGGUGGGAGAAGCUCAAGCAGCACGAGGCUGCGCCUAGUGGCGACGGCGCCGAGCAACAGGCGUCGAGCGCAUUCUCCUUGUCCACGCAGCUGGCGGGCGAGCAGCUCGAGCUCGACGACGUGCCGUGGUAG